AUGGCCACGUACGCAGGUCGCGUGCGUUUAACUACCGAUGCCGACAAGCCGCUAUCACUGUGCAUACGUGGCAGGCAUACAGGAAUUUCUGUUGGGAUUGGUCUCAUUAUAGCAUUUGCUAAGUACGAAAAUGUCAGAUCCACGCGUCGUUCUCAAUUGGCUAAGACAGUGGCAGCAUUUGCAAGAAUGACAGUCCAAGAUUCAAGAAAAAUCCUUCCUGCUGAAUUUUAUCCACCUUGGGUUUUAAAUUGGCUUAAUGUUCAACUUGACAAGAUUUGGCCUUAUGUUAAUGAGGCAGCAUCAGAGCUGAUAAGAAGCAGUGUUGAGCCAAUUCUUGAACAAUACACCCCAGCUAUACUAUCAUCUCUCAAGUUUUCCAAGUUGACCCUUGGUACUGUUGCUCCACAAUUUACAGGAGUUUGCAUUAUCGAAGAGGAAAGUGGAGACAAGGGUCUCACCAUGGAAUUGGAGAUGCAGUGGGAUGGUAAUCCAAAUAUUGUUCUUGAUAUUAAUACAAGAGUUGGCGUGGCACUACCCAUACAGGUGAAAAAUAUUGGAUUCACUGGGGUUUUCAGGUUAAUCUUCAAACCACUAGCUGAAGACUUUCCUGGCUUUGGAGCUGUUUCUUAUUCCCUGAGAGAAAAGAAAAAGCUGGAUUUUACGCUUAAAGUUGUCGGUGGUGAAGUGUCAGCAAUCCCAGGCCUUUCAGAUGCUAUUGAGGAAACCAUAAAGGAUGCUAUUGAAGAUUCUAUAACAUGGCCAGUUCGGAAAAUUGUAUCAAUAUUACCUGGGGAUUAUAGUGACCUGGAGUUGAAGCCCGUUGGAACGUUAGACGUGAAGCUUGUGCAGGGCAAGGACCUCACAAAUAAAGACAUUGUCGGAAAAUCUGAUCCAUUUGCUGUCUUAUUUAUACGUCCACUGCGUGACAGAAUGAGAACCAGCAAAACAAUUAACAACCAGUUGAAUCCCAUCUGGAAUGAACACUUCGAGUUCGUAGUUGAAGAUGCAUCAACUCAACACUUGACAGUAAGAGUCUUUGACGAUGAAGGAGUUCAGGCUGCUGAACUCAUUGGUUGUGCUCAAGUGGCACUGAAGGACCUUGUGCCUGGCAAAGUGAAGGAUGUAUGGUUGAAACUAGUCAAAGAUUUAGAGAUACAGAGAGAUAAUAAGUACAGGGGUCAGGUGCACUUGGAGCUUUUGUACUGUCCAUACGGCAUGGAGAGCAGUUUCAAAAAUCCUUUCAACUCUGAUUUUCAGUUGACCACUUUAGAAAAGGCCAUUAAGACCGGUACUGACGGAACAGAUGAUGCUAAUCCUGAAAGAACAUCUCCGAAAAAAACUGUCAUCGUGAGAGGAGUACUAUCAGUUACUGUUCUAGCUGCAGAAGACUUGCCACCAACAGACUUGAAUGGAAAGGCUGACCCCUACGUUGUCCUUAUAAUGAAAAAAUCUGAGAAAAAAGCCAAGACUAGGGUCCUAACUGAGAACCUGAAUCCAGUUUGGAAUCAAACAUUUGAAUUUGUUGUGGAGGAUGCAUUACACGAUAUGUUAAUUGCCGAAGUCUGGGACCAUGACACUUUUGGCAAGGACAAAAUAGGGAGAUGUAUCAUGACACUGACUAGGGUUUUAUUAGAAGGAGAAUUUCAAGACAGUUUUCCCCUAGAUGGUGCUAAAUCAGGAAAGCUGCUUCUGCAUCUCAAGUGGACACCGCAGCUUAAGUUUCGCGAAUCUUGA
Molecule: messenger RNA, 1734 nt
Organism: Dovyalis caffra
Lineage: Eukaryota; Viridiplantae; Streptophyta; Magnoliopsida; Malpighiales; Salicaceae
Source: the annotation of a GenBank genome assembly